Molecule: messenger RNA, 750 nt
Organism: Peronospora matthiolae
Lineage: Eukaryota; Oomycota; Peronosporomycetes; Peronosporales; Peronosporaceae
Source: the annotation of a GenBank genome assembly
AUGGCAGCCGUGUUCGAGGCGGAAAGGCCUUGGUACAAGGAUGGAACGCCCUCAUCCAUAACAUCGAGUGCAUUGGCCGUGAGUCCUGGCUCGUUUUACUUGAUGCAGCUCGCAUCAGGUUGCCUGGAGAAUGCGAAUCGUGCCCCUGUAGAGGCCUACCUCCCUAAUGAUCCCUACUUGACGGAGCGCACCUCUUCUGAGAUGGCCGAAGGGAUUGACACUUUGCAAUCCCUGUACUCGCGUUUGGGGAGGUCGUUUUCCGACGGCCCUUCUUCGAACGCAGCGGGUUAUUCUCGUCAUACUGCUCGAAAAGACCAAAUACAUCAAAAGUCAGCUGGGCACGAGGCUCCCAGCUGUGGCACGCCGCUUGUUGUUCAAGAGCUGAACCGUGUAACGGAACAGCUGAAAGAUGACCUGGCUCAUGAACGAACUCGGCGUUAUGGCCUUGAGGAUGUCGUAAGGGAUGAUUACAGUUCCUUUACGCACGAUCGUUCGGACGAUCGUGCCGCGUUUUCCUUCGUACAACUUGAGAACGAACGUUCGACUCGUUUUCUUCGUGACGAGCUGGCUGCAGCUCGUCAGGACAUCGCUCAACUGCGUGAGCAGGUCGCUUCGCUAGUCGACCAGACUAACUCGUUGAAACGGGACCACUCGAAGGAGGUCUCGGCCCUUGACCGCGGAGGUGUUCUUCGCCUCUCGAAACGGGCUCGUUCUGAUAGUACGGGUGGAGACGACCAACGUAAAACGUAG